AUGGCUUUCCGUAACUUUUAUUCUAAACCAUUCAAUAUACAAAUCUCAUUAAAUCAUCAUCAUUUGCGCCCAUCUUUGCUUUCAACAUGUUUAAUUGUUCAAAAGAGGACUGGGACCGCUAAACCAAAAAUAAAAAAAUCAUCCGCAAAUACUCAAAAAAAUAAGGGAUUUUUGAAAAAAAACUUAAAAAAGAAAAGUACUACUGAGGAUGUCGAAACUCCGUUAUCUACAAGUUUUACAAAGAAUAAAGAACUUUAUCUUUCUCCUCCGGUUAUAGCUUUAGAAGAAAUGUUACCGGAUGUAUAUACUGAUGAAAAUAUUGGCAAAAUUUAUCGCUUUCCUCCGGAAAUCAUUUCAAAAAUCGACAUUUUUAAAUUACCUCCUAUUUUAGAGAGAGAGCUCUCUCUGUUACCCUAUCCUUCCUUAGCAAUUCGCCAAUCAUCAAUUCAAUUAGUCAAUUUAAUUGAAAAUGCUUCACAAAAAUCGAGCGCAGAAACUAGGAUUAUUUUAUCUGGGGGAAUGGGUGUGGGAAAAAGUGCAUUAUUACUUCAAACCAUUAAUUAUUCUUUGUGCAAGCCAUGGAUCGUAAUAUAUAUUCCAGAUGCUAUCAAGUUUGUAAAUAGUUCUUAUCCAUAUAUAAAAAAUAAGAUAACAAAUGAAUUCAUUCAGCCUACUUUAUCAGCCGAAUUCUUAAAACAAAUAAAAGCUGUUAAUGCCAAAUUGUUACAAGAUAUAACGUUAACAAGAGAUUAUAAAUUAAAUAGACAUAUAGUAAAAAUUAAUUCACCUGUAAUAGAACUUAUGAACAUUGGAAUCAAAGACACUAGUUGUGCUCCUCAAGCGUUUGAGAUUUUUUUAGAUGAAAUUGGAAAGAAUGUAAAUUAUCCAGUUCUUUUAGCAGUUGAUGUAAUUAAUGCUUUUUACACUGCAACUGAUUAUACCGAUAUUGAUGAUACUUAUCUCGAGCCUGAUAGAUUAUCUCUUUCACGUACAAUAUUGGAUUAUUUUUCCGGAAAACGUGAUUUUACAUAUGGUGCAGUAAUAGGUGCCUUAUCUCAAUGUUAUAAACCAUAUAUUAGUAAACCGUUAAAUAUUGCCCUCGGAUUAGUGAUGCCAUCUCCAUGGAAACAUUAUCCACAAAAUCUUUUAAAUUAUGCUGUUGGGCUACAAAGGUUUGAUGUUCCUAAUUAUUCUCAAACCGAAGCUAAAGGCGUUUUAGAUUAUUAUUGUGAUGGUUCAUCAAUAUUACAACAAUCUCGUGAUAAACUGUUUCAAAAGACAUUUAUUGCAACAAAUGGAAAUCCACGAAAACUUUAUCUAUCUUGUUGGAAAGGAUUAUAG
Molecule: messenger RNA, 1341 nt
Organism: Cetraspora pellucida
Lineage: Eukaryota; Fungi; Glomeromycota; Glomeromycetes; Diversisporales; Gigasporaceae
Source: the annotation of a GenBank genome assembly